Messenger RNA from Myzus persicae (green peach aphid), 2287 nucleotides. RefSeq names its product thiamine transporter 2-like. Gene Ontology annotation, molecular function: vitamin transmembrane transporter activity. Gene Ontology annotation, cellular component: plasma membrane. Gene Ontology annotation, biological process: transmembrane transport; vitamin transport. The transcript is spliced from 13 exons. Bases 432 to 2057 code for a protein of 541 amino acids. NCBI's taxonomy places the organism in Eukaryota, Metazoa, Arthropoda, Insecta, Hemiptera, Aphididae. The record is from RefSeq and is a predicted model, not a curated record.
UUUUACUUUUAUUUUAUUUAUCUUUCAAUAUGUGCAGACGUGCAGACGUACAGUGUGCACUAAAAUUAAUCACAACGUUUAACCAAGUACCUACCAACUUGAGUAAAUCAACUUGAAUAGUAGGAGUCAAAUGUACCUCGCCAUUGAGUAGGUCAUUGUGAUGGAUGUGUAAAAAUUUGAAUUCAAUGACAAAUCACUGCACACGAAAAGCGAUUCUGAGUGGAGACGAAAUACGGAAUAAACCAGAGGUUUCCAAACUGAGCACGGGCUAUGACACAAGGGUACAACGAGCCCAUGACAGGGGAACCACUGCAAAUAUGAAAAUAUAUAAUGUAAAUUGGCCGGCCCACAAUAUCCGUAAGAAACACGACUAAACAGAUUUAGUCAUGGUUUGAAAUGCAAUUGUAACGGUGCCGGUGCGUUAAAAGUGGAUGCGUCUUACCGUAUUGAGGUUUGCGGUCCGUUUUUGUCAAUUCAUUUGGAUACCAGUGCGCUAUGCGUUAAAAGCGGAUAAUGUGCUAACGUCAUUAAAAUUCACAAAACAACAUGUUUCUGUGAAUAAAGUGGUACCCGGCAUCCGUUUUAAACACAGCUUGUUGCCUCGAAAAAUCUUGAUCUUAAAUACACACGUUUUGUUCCGAUACCCCAAUACAACAAUCAUGAAGAAAUGGAAAAAGAUCUCUCUAUUCGUGUGCGUGUUUGCAUUCGUCAGAGAAUUUAGGCCUAUCGAGCCGUUUUACGCGGCUUACAUGACAAGUCCAGCUAUAAACAUCACAUUAACUCAGACGUCAAGAGAUGUUUAUGCAGUUGGAGCGUACUCGUGCUUUGUUCUCAUCAUCAUUGUGUUCUUGAUCACUGACUAUCUGAAAUAUAAGCCGGUGUUGAUAAUGGACGGGAUAUGUGGUGUAAUGGCCUAUUGCAGUAUUGUUGGACAUCCGAGUUUAUUGAGAAUGCAGAUUGGCCAAGUGUUCUACGGUUUCUUCUUCUCGUCCGAAGUGGCUUAUUUUGGUUAUUUAUACGCCAUGACCGAUGAUAAACGUCUCUAUCAAAGGAUCACUGGGCAAGCUAGAGCGGCGUGUCUCUCGGGCAAGUUCUUAUCGUCUUUUUUCGCCCAAGCAGUCAGUCUCGUCAACGGUUCAGUUCCUUACAUCGAAUUGGUUUACAUUAGUAUAUUCGGAAUGUUUUUCUCAACUGUUUGGGCCUAUUUGAUGCCUAACGUUACUAAUAGUAUCUAUUUUCAUAACGAAAAAUCUGAAUCAACUGAUGAGAGCCCGCCACCAGUUAAAAAUCACACGUCUUCUUCGGAUGAACCAAAAACCACAGAGAAUGUUGAAUCUCAACCAUCGAAAACAAAGAUAACCAAGGAAAUUAAUAAAGAUGAAGGUAAAAGUCUGGGUCAAGUAUUAUCAUGCUUACAGAAGGAUUUCAAGCGGUCGUAUUCAGAUCCAUAUGUUAGAAAACUUUGUUUGUGGUGGGCUUUUGCUUUUGGAGCAUAUGUACAGGUCUACACGUACAUUAAUGUGUUGUACACUUAUGUAUUAGAUUUAAAUGAAGAUACACAUUUCACUUUGUACAACGGUGCGGCAGAAUCACUUAACACUUUAAUAGGGGCUAUUGCUGCUUAUUCAAUUGGCAAACUAGAAUUAAAUUGGUUCAAAGUCGGAGACUUAUUUCUAGGAAUUGGUUCAAUACUCGCUGGAAUAGUACUUCUUGGUUGUUUUUACACAAGAACCAUGUGGUUCAUUUACGCUUUCUACAUAAUCUACGGGUGUCUUUACCAAACGAUGUUGACGGUCGCCGAAUCCGAAGUCGCCAAACAAUUAAGCAGAGAUAGUUACGGUCUCGUAUUUGGAUUUAACUCAUUUAUUGCACUGUUCCUGCACACGCUAAUGACUUACGGCAUCGUUCAAGGACACAUUAUCUCGGUUUCAACGAUACAACAAUUUUUGAUUUAUGCUGUUUACUACAUGUGCAUUGGAGCGGUGUUCCUAAUUUUCUCAAUCAAAAGUUAUUUCUCAUCAGCCACAACCGACAGUAUUAUAGAAUGUAAACAAUAAAUUAUUUACUUAUAAAUGUACAUAAAAUAAAACCUUUAACUCUUAUUUUGUGUCAAAUUAAAUAGUUUAUUUUGUUUGUUAUAUAUUAUUUAAAAAUGUAAGUAUGUGAAUAUUGUGAACUGUGAACACUUUGAUAAUUAAUUAAUUUGGUAUGUAUUGCCUUUAUUGUUUUUUUGUUUAAACUAGUUUCGGGUGAUCAUGAUGCACAAAUAUAAAUAAUGUAUUAUCUA